Molecule: messenger RNA, 2183 nt
Organism: Paramuricea clavata
Lineage: Eukaryota; Metazoa; Cnidaria; Anthozoa; Malacalcyonacea; Plexauridae
Source: the annotation of a GenBank genome assembly
AUGAUACCGUUGCAACACCAGCUAAGAAAACUUUAUCUUUGUGAAAUCAAAUUAAGACCAUGUGAUGCUGAUAGGUUAGCCGCUAAUUGUCGUUAUUUCGACUGUUGCAAGAACUAGUUUUAACUAAUGUUGAUGUUGCGGACAGGAAAUGUGAAAAAAUCUUUAGUGCGAUAAAAUUGUUGAAAAAUUUGAAAAAGCUUGAUCUUGGGGGUAUGAAAGUAAAUAACGGGAAAGCCUUCAUCAAAAGCCUGUCGUCUCUUUCAUUUUUGGAGGAAAUAGUGUUUCCGGAUGUUUUAAUGCAUGAUCAUAGUGUCGCAGGAUUUUUUGAUGCUUUAACAUCAUUAAGAUAUUUGAAAUACCUUGAUUUUGGGCGGUCUACGAUUACCCAAGUUGGUGCUGUAACUUUAGCUGAGGUGUUACCAUCACUGCAGUUGUUGGAAAAGCUAGUGUUGGGAAAUAUUGGGUUCGAUCAUGAAUGCCAAAAGUAUCUGUUUCAUGCUGUAGGAAAAUUGGAAUAUUUAAAGGAACACGAUUUCGGGUGGUCUAAGUUUACCCAAACUGGCGCUGUAACUUUAGCUGAGGUGUUACCAUCACUGCAGUUGUUGGAAAAGCUAUUGUUGAAUAAUAUUGGGUUUGAUGAUGAAUGCCAAAAACACCUGUUUCAUGCUGUAGGAAAAUUGAAAUAUUUAAAGGAACUUGAUUUAGGGAGUUCUACGAUUACUCAAACUGCCGCUGUAACUUUAGCCUGCAUGGCAGGCGGUUCCUAAAAUUGGGCAAGCCUGGGAAAUACCGCCUGCUGGGUUUGGCAGUGUAAUCGAAUUCCCCGUCCACCAGUGGACGGGAAUUGAUGAUUGGCUACGAGUCUGAGCCGCUGUCACUCAAAAGUGAAUGCACUUUAAUAUGUAAACAUACGUUUGACACUUUAAUGAUGCAUGCGUUCGCUUACAAGUAAUAGGUGUUGUAAAACUGAACGCUUCUCGAAAGAAACGCGAACUGAUUGUCAAACGCGAGCAAGAGAUAGCAGUUAAAGAUUUACUCCUUGGAAAGAAUGUUUUGGCUAUUCUAUGGGAAAAGCUUGAUUUUUACACUAUUCUUGUUGGCGAGAGAAAAUAUAACGAGAAUAGAUACAGACGGCCGUAUAGUCUUUCUUGCAACGGGUUUUAUAACAGGACUAUUAGUCUAUUACGCCUAUGCCUAUUAAUAGCCGCUUCACUUUCGUUACCACACGGCUUCGUUAGGGAGACGAGACAGUUCAUAUUGGCAACUGAGGUUUUUAAUAUACAACUGUCUAUUUGUUCGAACGUACACAGGCAACGCGUUUAUGUCUCGUUUGAUUAUGGCAAUCAGUUCGCUUGCAUUUCGGAUAUUUACACGGUUUACAAACUUGGUCGGAUAGUUCCGAGGUAGAAUUAACUUCGAUUCCUAAAUGAACUGAACCGGCAAUUCGGCUUAUUUCGGCCAAGGUUUUACCACUGUCGUAACGUUUCUUUUGCUUGACUUAAAUAAAUAAUUUCUCCAACGAUAUAUAAGAAUAUAUGAUAUUUUCUCUAUUGGCGUAUUGCCCCGUAUUUUAGUUUCAAAGCACACUUAAACAAACGACAAGUCAUUUACAUUUUCCGCGCUUGCUUUUCUACCUCUUGUCGUUAUUCAUCUUAUUCGGUCCUGAUUGAAACUUUCAAUGGCGUUUCUUUCGACAUAUUUUUACAGUAAACAUUUGCAAUUUUGCGACCAAACAAUAACAUAGUUUGACAGUUUGAUUAUUAAUAUAUUUACUGUUUGCUGAUUGGCUAAUUGGACCCGGACAAAAAAGUGGGCGGUUAUCAAAUUACACUGCCAAACCCAGCAGGCGGUAUUUUAGACCGCCUGCCAUGCAGGCUACUGUAACUUUAGCUGAGGUGUUACCAUCACUGCAGUUGUUGGAAAAGCUAGUGUUGAAAGGGAUUGAGUUUGAUGAUGAAUGCCAAAAACACCUGUUUCAUGCUGCAGGGAAAUUGAAAUAUUUAAAGGAACUUGAUUUAGGGUGGUCUACGAUUACCCAAACUGGCGCUGUAAGUUUAGCUGAGGUGUUACCAUCGUUGGAGUUGUUGGAAAAGCUGGUAUUGAAAAAGAUUGGGUUUGAUGAUGAAUGCCAAAAACACCUGUUUCAUGCUGUAGGAAAGUUGAAAUAUUUAAAAAAAACUUGA